Molecule: messenger RNA, 3416 nt
Organism: Zonotrichia albicollis (white-throated sparrow)
Lineage: Eukaryota; Metazoa; Chordata; Aves; Passeriformes; Passerellidae
Source: RefSeq, a predicted model, not a curated record
GAUGUUUGUGCUGUGCUUGUCCAAGGCUGUCAGUUGGUUCUCCUUGAUCAGGAACAUCUUGUCAGCAAAGUCUGUCAGCUUAUCCAUCACUUACUCAACAGAUACCAGGUGAUGGUUGAUGAGCAGAGCUUGAAUUUCCUUCUCUCCUACUGCAUCUCUGCUCUGAGGCAGUGCAGCUCCUGGACACAUGUUGAAAUUCUGCAAGCCUUAGCAGCACUUGUUUACAAUAAUGGGCCUAAGUGUCAGAAGUUCCUCCCAGACCUGCUGGGCAAGGCUGGGCUCCUGCUGCAGCUCAGUGACCCUGCCCAGCCUGACGUGGAGCUCAGGAGGGCAGCCGUGCGCAGCAUGGCCAACCUGUGUCUCAGUGUCCCUGGGCAGCCGUACCUGGAUGAAUCCUACAGAAGUGUCUGUUUUCAAACUUUCCUAAGUGUUCUGCAGUCUUCAAAAACCACUGAUGUGGAUGACAUCACUUUUUGCAUGUUACUGCAAAGUGCACUGAAAGGUGUCCAGUCACUUCUCAAUGGUGGGAAGAUGAAACUGAUGCAAAUUGACCAAAUUGGAGCUCUGCUGGCAGUGUUAAAGAAAUGCAUGUUCCACGGGCUGCCAGGACUGAGCAUUGAGGUGCCCACAGCCCUGUACCCUGCUCCCUUACCUCAGUAUGACAAAAGGUCACCUGCCAAGCAGGAGCAGUCAGAACCAGCCGCCUCUAAGCAGACAGGGAGCCGAAGAAAAAAGUGCAAGGGGAAACAAAAGAAGGGAGAGUUUGGAGAAGAAGGAAGAGAAGAUUCAGGGGAUGCAGGAGAAGAGUCGGUGCUGGGAGCAGCCAUGGUGAAAUUGCAGCUGGGGGAUGUGCAGAGCAGCCCUUGCCCUCAGCCUCGUGUGUCAGACGUGUGUGCUGGGAAGGAGCCCCCGAGCUGGCAGCCCUGCAAACGCCUCAGCAGCAGCGAGUCCGAGUUCUCUGACACUGAGGGAGGUCUUACCAAGCCAAUGUUCGCCAAGGGGCCCUGGCCUGUUUCCUCUCCACUAUCAAGUCAAUAGAAAAGAGAGUUCUGUAUGGCUACUGGUCAGCAUUUGUUCCUGAUGCCCCUGGUAUUGGCAGCCCCCAGUCUGUGUCCCUGAUGACUAUUGCUCUGAAGGACCCUUCUCCAAAGACACGUGCCUGUGCCCUUCAAGUCCUCUCAGCCUUCCUGGAAGGUUCUAAGCAGUUCCUGUCUGUGGCUGAAGAUGCCAAUGACCACAAGAGAGCUUUUACUCCCUUCUCUGUCACCAUUGCCUCCAGCAUCCGGGAGCUGCACCGCUGCCUGCUGCUGGCCCUGGUGGCUGAGUCCUCCUCCCAGACACUCACACAGAUAAUCAAGUGCCUUGCAAACUUGGUUUCCAAUGCGCCCUACAGCAGAUUGAAACCCGGGCUGCUUACCAGGGUGUGGAACCAGAUCAAGCCCUACAUCUCUCACAAAGACGUGAACGUUCGAGUUUCCAGCCUCACCCUGCUGGGGGCAAUCGUGUCAGUGCAGGCCGUGCUGGCCCUUCUUGUGAAAGGUUAUUUCCCUAUGGCUCAGAGCUAUUUCCUGGGACUUGGAGAAGUGGCUUGCAGAUGCAUGGAAGAAAUGGAUCCAUCCAUUCAGCUCCAUGGAGCCAAGCUUCUGGAGGAGCUGGGCACGGGUGUCCUGCAGCAGCACAAGCCUGACUCUGCCACUGCCCCUGAGCAGAGGGUGCCUGUCAGCGUGGUUGUGACCUUCUGGACAAUGAUGUUGAACGGGCCCUUGCCUGGCACCCUGCAGAACUCCCCCCAUGCCACUCUCCAGACAAGUGCCUGUGAUGCCCUGUCCUCUAUCUUACCAGAGGCCUUCAGCCUCCUGCAGGGUGACCAGCAGAUCCUGUGUGUCACUUUGCUGCUGGGCCUGAACCACAGUGAGAACCCCCUGGUGAAAGCUGCUGCUGCCCGUGCCCUGGGAGUGUACAUCCUCUUCCCGUGCCUCAGGCAGGAUGUGAUGUUUGUGGCAGACACAGCAAAUGCCAUCCUGAACUCCCUCCAUGACAAAUCUCCCAACGUCCGUGCCAAGGCAGCCUGGUCCCUGGGCAACCUGACAGACACCCUGAUCAUCAACAUGGAAACCAUGGGCCAAAGCUUCCAGGAGGAGCUCUCUGAUGUCCUGCUGCUGAAAUUGCUACGCUCUGCCACAGAGGCAUCCAAGGACAGAGACAAGGUGAAGAGCAACGCUGUGCGUGCCCUGGGGAACGUGCUGCAUUUCCUGCAGCCCUGCCACGUGGCCAACCCCAGGUUCAGGGAGGCCAUCGAGGAGUCCCUGCAGGCCCUGAUUGCCACGGUGGGCAGCGAGGCCACCAUGAAGGUGCGCUGGAACGCCUGCUACGCGCUGGGCAACGUCUUCAGGAACCCUGCCCUGCCUCUGGGAGAGGCUCCUUGGGCCACGCAAGCUUUCAGUGUCCUUUCCUCCGUAGUCAAGUCCUGCAAGAACUUCAAAGUGCGGAUCAAGUCGGCCAUGGCCCUGUCCAUCCCCAGCAGGAGGGAGUGCUACGGCUCCCCCGAGCAGUUCUGCCACAUCUGGAGCGCCCUGGUGGAGGCCCUGCAGAGGAGCGAGGACACCGAGGACUUCCUGGAGUUCAAGUACAGCUCCAGCCUGCGGAGCCAGCUGUGCCAGGCCCUGCUGCACCUGCUGCAGCUGGCCAGGAGCUCCGACCUGCCCCUGCUGGGCAGCAGCCUGCGGGAGCACGGCCACGCCAUCCGGCCCUACGUGCUGCAGUACCUGAGCUCCCCGGGCCACGAGGGCGACUCGGGGGCACACACUGACCUGGGGCACAGGGAGAGAGCGCUGCAGGGAGCCAUCGAGCACCUCAGUGCUGUGGAGAGAGAGCUGCAGGGCAAGGCCAGGCUCAGGGUGUCCCUGUUCCUGGAGGAUGUCCUGACACACCACACCAGUGCCACGGAGCUGGCAGAAGCUUGAGGGAGAUGGAACCCACCCCAGUGACCAAAUGUUCCACAGGGAGCACAGAGCUGUGUUCCCUUGCACAGGACAUCCAGAGGAAAAGUUUCCUGCUGCUGAUAUUAAGUAUUUUGUUCCAGACUUUAUUAAUAAUGCCUCUAGGACUUCUUUUUUAUAUUAUUACUAUUUUUUAUUGUUGUGUUUGGGGAACUCUGCCCUCCCUGGGGCUGGUUUGUGCACUUUGCUGUCACAGCAUCUCUGCUUGGAAAACAAACGCCUUUUCCUCCUCUGUGUGUUUUAUAAAGCUGCCUGUUCCCUCAGCUUAUCUCAAAGCAUUUUCUUCCUAUUGCUGCAGGAUCCAGAAUCGUGUUUGUAAAGCAAGGGCCUGGAAGAAUUUUGUUUUUCAGAGCACUGCAAAUGUUGUCACUCUUGUGUUCCUGCAAUAAACCCAAAUAUGCCAAUAUUUGAAGAAUA